AGUGGUCAGACAGGGCUGAUACAGGAUGGCAGAGCUAAUAGGAGUAUCUAACGGUACAUGCGGGACGAACUGAUUUCUUCUAAUAUUUCAAGCACUGUGGGAGCGUGAGGCCUCGCCAUGCCGCUGGUGAAGAGGAACAUCGAGCCGCGUCACCUMUGCCGGGGAGCGCUGCCCGACGGCAUCGGCAGCGAGCUGGAGUGUGUGAUGAACAACACUCUGUCCGCCAUCAUUCGCCAGCUCAGCAGCCUGAGUAAACACGCAGAGGACAUAUUUGGCGAGCUGUUCAACGAGGCCAACAAYUUCUACCUUCGUGCCAACUCUCUGCAGGACCGCAUCGACCGGCUCGCUGUCAAAGUCACGCAGCUGGACUCCACUGUGGAGGAAGUCUCUCUGCAAGAUAUCAACAUGAGGAAGGCGUUUAAGAGCUCCACCACUCAGGACCAGCAGGUGGUGUCCAAGAGCAGCGUGCCCAACCCAGUCAGAGAGAUGUACAACCUGAGCGACAAACCUCCUCCUCUCACCAUCCUCACUCCUUACAGGGAUGAUCAGAAGGAAGCUCUUAAAUUUUACACGGACCCCUCCUACUUCUUCGACUUGUGGAAAGAAAAGAUGCUUCAGGAYACCGAGGACAAGAGGAAAGAGAAGAGGAAGCAGAAGGAGCAGAGGCGYUGUGUGGAUGGAACUUUGCAAAGAGAGGUCAAGAAGGUCCGCAAGGCGAGGAACCGUCGUCAGGAGUGGAACAUGAUGGCUCUGGAUAAAGAGCUGAGGCCAGACCAUCGACACACCAUACACCGAGACCGAGCAGCUUCCUCUGAGGGAUCGAUGUCGCCAGAGAACAGGGGUCACGGCGCAGAUCAGCAUCACUACCCCAACAGUAUGAACCACGCGGGCCACGCCCACACGUACUCCGGCCCGCCGCCCAGCGCGCUGGCCGCGCAGAUGGCGGCUGGACACGCCCCUCGUGGAGGAGCCGAACACGACAGAGGCAGGACUAUGAUGGCCUAUCAGGGGGGCACGCUGGGCCGCGCUCACCACCACCAGGUCCCCCUGCCUCCUCCUCCGGCUGAGGCCAUGAACGGUGGCUCCAUGUCUCUCCCACCUGUGGACUACAGUAUGGACGGCUAUGCCAACACCGCCCCACCUCCCCCUCCUCCUGCGCCCCUCAUACCUUCUGCUCAGACGGCCUUUGCUUCACCACCCGGAGGUCCGCUGCCUCCCGGGACAAUGGUCGCCGGCGCCAGCGGAUACGCCCCACCUCCAGCACCUGUGUCUGGAGGCCAGGCAGCUCCUCCUCCGCCUGGCCCUCCACCUCUGCCCGCUCCAGCUGGUGCCUCCCACUUCACCACGCACAAGAUGCUGCCCGCUGCACCGGCUGAGAACACGGUGAUCAGCGACGCUCGCAGUGACCUGCUGGCUGCUAUACGUAUGG
This is a messenger RNA of Austrofundulus limnaeus, 1429 nucleotides long. It is a transcript of the gene wasf3b, whose product is annotated as WASP family member 3b. Gene Ontology annotation, cellular component: SCAR complex; cytoskeleton. Gene Ontology annotation, molecular function: protein kinase A regulatory subunit binding; actin binding; Arp2/3 complex binding. The record is from RefSeq and is a predicted model, not a curated record. Gene Ontology annotation, biological process: positive regulation of Arp2/3 complex-mediated actin nucleation; actin cytoskeleton organization. Lineage: Eukaryota; Metazoa; Chordata; Actinopteri; Cyprinodontiformes; Rivulidae.